ACCUCUAUAAAAGGCCAAGCUCCCAGCUGUUCAGUACACUUGCCAGCGGUGUCAGCGAGCACUUAACUUCUCCCUCUGGUGAAGUGGGUUUACUUGAACUUGAAGAAAGAAAAAAAAUGUCUCCACUUCUGAGAAGCAUCUUUGAAAUCACUAAAAUUUUCAAUCAGUAUGCCUCACAUGAUUGUGAUGGGGCAGCCCUAAGCAAGAAAGACCUGAAGAACCUCCUUGAGAGAGAAUUUGCAGAUGUCCUUCGGAGGCCACACGACCCAGAGACAGCAGAUCUGAUUCAGGAACUUCUGGAUCGCGACUGUAACGGGCUUGUCGAUUUCAAUGAAUUCCUCCUGUUCGUCUUCAGGGUGGCUCAAGCUUGUUACUACGCGCUCGGCCAGGCCGCGGGGCUCACUGAGAAAGGAGUCAAGAGUGAGGGAAAGGGGAACCUGUUACAAGAUCGCAGGAGGGAAGCCCAAAGGAGAUUCGAGCCCCAGGACAGCCAACUGGAAGAAAAAUGCCGACUGAAAAGGCAGGAACAGGAGAAGGAGCUCGCUGAGGAAGAGGAGCAGAGGGAGAAGCAAGAGAGACGUGAGCGGAGGCUGCAAAGGCGAGAACGAGAAGAUCGUGGUAAGGAGGAAGAGCAGCUGCUGAGGCGCAAGGGUUGGGAGCCGGAGGAGUUUUCUGACCUAGAGCAGAGGCGAGAGAGGCAGGAGCAGCGGGAGCGACAGCGCCUCCGGGAGGAGCAGCGCGAGCGCCAGGAAGAAGAGCAGCUGCAAAGGCCGGAGCGCCAAGAGCUGAAGAGGGAGCGCCUGGAGGAAGAGCAGCAGCUGCAAAGGCAGAGGCGCGGGCGCGAGGAGUCGCGCUGGGAGCAGGAGCUGCGGCGCGAGCAGGAAGAGGCCAAUGAACAGGGCGAGAGACGCACCCUGAGGUGGCAGUGGCAGGUGGAAAGCGAGGCUGACGCCCGUCAGAGCAAAGUCUACUCCAGGCCCCGCAGGCAAGAGGAGCAGAGGCGCCUCCAGGAGCAGCAGGAGGAGCAGCUGAGGGCGGAGAGGCGCCAGGAACGCGAACAGCGGGAGGAGGAGGAGCAGCGCCGCCAGCGACUCUCAAGGGAGCAGGAGCAGCAGUUCCGUGACCAGGAGCAGAGCCUCCAAGUGGAUCGGGAGAGGCAGCGCCGCAAGGAGGAGCAGCGCCGAGACCAAAACUGCAGGUGGCAACUAGAGGAGGAAAGCCAGAGGCGCUGCCACACACUGUACGCCAAGCCGGCUCAACGAGAGCAGCUGAGGGAGGAGGAGCAGCUGCAGAGAGAGCAACUCGAGAAGAGGAGGCGCCAGGAGCGCGAGAGGCAGCGUCGCGAAGAGGAGCUGCAGAGGGAGAAAGAGCAGCUGCUGAGAGAGGAAGAGAAGAGGAGGCGUCAGGAGCUCGACAGACAUUAUUUAAAGGAGGAGGAGCUGCAGCGAGAGGAAGAACAGCUGCUGAGACGGGAGCGCGAGAGACAAUAUCGCGGAGAGGAGGUGCAGCGCCUGGACAGGAAGCGGCAAUUCCGAGACGAGGAUCGGCAGCAGGAUCUGAAAUGGCAGCGGCAACUAGAAGAAGAAAAUGAAGUUCGUAAUAACAGGGCUUACUCCAAACGCAGAGAAAAUGAAGAAAAGAUCCGACAACUAGAAGAUUCCCAGGUGCGGGAGAGACAGUUUCGGCAAGAUCGGUGGCCCCUGAAGGAUCAACAGGAAGACAGAGAAGGAGAGCAAGAGAGGAGGAGCAAGCAGCAGCGCGACCGGCAGUUCCCAGCUGAAGACCUGCUGGAGCGAGAGCAGCAAAAGGAAGCCAAAAGGCGAGACAGGAAGUUCCGGGAGGAAGAGCAACUGCUGAGAGAAGAAAGAGAAGAGAAAAGACGCCGUCAGGAAGAAGACAGAAAGUUCCGUGAGGAGGAACAGCUGAGCCGCCAGGAGCGUGCCAGAAAGUUCCGUGAGGAGGAGCGGCUCCUGCAGCAAGAGGGGGAACAGCUGAGCCGCCAGGAGCGCGACAGAAAUUUCCAUGAGGAGGAACAGCUGAGCCGCCAGGAGCCCGACAGAAAGUUCCGUGAGGAGGAACGGCUGCGCCGCCAAGAGCGCGACAGAAAGUUCCGUGAGGAGGAGCAGCUCCUGCAACGUGAGGAGGAACAGCUGCGCCGCCAGGAGCGCGACAGAAAGUUCCGUGAGGAGGAGCAGCUCCUGCAACGUGAGGAGGAACAGCUGCGCCGCCAGGAGCGCGACAGAAAGUUCCGUGAGGAGGAGCAGCUCCUGCAGCAAGAGGAGGAACAGCUGAGCCGUCAGGAGCGCGACAGAAAGUUCCGUGAGGAGGAACGGCUGCGCCGCCAAGAGCGCGACAGAAAGUUCCGUGAGGAGGAACAGCUCCUGCAGCAAGAGGAGGAACAGCGGCGCCGCCAGGAGCGCGACGAUGCCUUCUCCCAGGAGGAACAACUGAGGCGCCAGAGGCAGCGAGACAGGAAGUUCCUAGAGAGAGAGCAGAGCCUCCAGAAGGAAAGAGAGGAAGAAAAGCGACGCGUCCCGGAGGAGGACCAGAAGUUCCGUGAGCAAGGAGAGCAGCUGCAGCGCGCGGGGCAGGAGGAGCUGAGGCGCCAGCAGGCGCGAGACCUGCAGUACCGAGCGGAGGAGCAGUUUGCAGCGGAGAAGAAACGUCGGCAGGAACAAGAACUGCGCCCAGGAGAGCAGAGACGCCUGCAGGAGCGGGAGAGGAAAUUCCAGGAAGAAGAACAGCUGCGCUGCCAACAGCAGGAGGAGCAGAGGCGUCGCCAAGAGCGAGACCUGUGGCAGAGCCGCUGCCAAGUCUGGCAGGAGGACAAGGGCCGUCGGCAGGUCCUGGAGCCUGGGAAGCGGCAGGUUGCCAGCGCCCCGGUGCGCUCCAGCCCGCUCUACGAGUACAUCCAAGAGCAGAGAUCUCAAUACCGCCCUUAAGAGAUGCUGCCACAUGCCGACACCUGCCGACACCUGCCAAAGCUUCGAGCAAAGGAAAGUGAGAAUCACUGAGUACCAAAAGACUCACAUGUUUCUGGUUGUGGGAAGACCCUCUGAUGUUAGAAUAUCUCUUUUUUCCAAAAUCUUAAACUACACUCUUUCAUGUACUUUGUAGUCCUGCCUUUUUUCCUUCUUUACGUAGUUCCUUACUGCAGGAUGUCUUUGCUCUCUGGUGCAGAUGUGGUGUGCAUUUUUAAAACCAUAAGCCAUUUAAUUUGAGGAGUCUUGUUUGGGGAACACGUUCAUUUAUUGCUUUAUUAAUAUUUAGCUCCAAAUAGCCUCUCACUUCUUGUAGCAUAAUUAGCAGAUUCUGUGAGGGGACUGAAUUUUUACAACAGCCUUUGAAUAGUGCAGGGGGAAUGGCUUCGCCAUAAGAGCCCCUCGUGAAAUCGGCCCAGAACUGGAAUAAAUAUCUGUUAAGAAUAAGGUUUAGCUUGAAGGCUUAGAAUUUGAAUUCGAUUUUUUUUUACACUUAACUUCAUAAACAUUUAAAACCUCAUGAAGCAAAAGUAAGGUGUUUCUCAAAGAACUCUAGAGGUCAAACUUUAAAACUGUGUCUGCUGUAGUCUGUAGUGCUCAGUUUUCUUCCCCCAGUCUUUCAUGAGCUAGAGAAUAGUACUACCUUUGUUAAUUUUAGCAGAGUGGGGACCUGCUCAGGAUCCUGUAGACAUCUGUCAUGCUGCAGGGCCAACAAGAGAUCAUGGAGUGUUUGGGGGGAGGGAAAGGGUUAGAUCUGUGGACAUAGGGGCAAGUUCCUGAAGGCCCUUGGACAAGAGUCAGCCCACAAUCCUUUGAGGCCUACUGAUACUACCUUGGAGACGUGUUGAAAUAAUUGGACUGUGUAAAAAUUAGUAAUAAAUGCUUGGCAAACAAUUA
Messenger RNA from Vicugna pacos (alpaca), 3878 nucleotides. The record is from RefSeq and is a predicted model, not a curated record. NCBI's taxonomy places the organism in Eukaryota, Metazoa, Chordata, Mammalia, Artiodactyla, Camelidae.